Cyphellophora europaea CBS 101466 is the source of this 2094-nucleotide messenger RNA. RefSeq lists its product as uncharacterized. The transcript is spliced from 4 exons. Bases 1 to 2094 code for a protein of 697 amino acids. Lineage: Eukaryota; Fungi; Ascomycota; Eurotiomycetes; Chaetothyriales; Cyphellophoraceae. The record is from RefSeq and is a predicted model, not a curated record.
AUGCCUUCAUUGUUGUCAUUAAGCCUAUUGGCCCUAAUCUCUAGUAUAAUACCCAGUACCACAUCCGCACCGACGAAACGACAGUUCAGUCCCGGGGGUAGACGAGACGGAGCUGCUGGAAAUGGGAGAUGGAUCUGGGGACCGCCGUCGUUUGAACCGGCCCAUUGGGGCGGACCACCGAACAUCGAUAACCCAGCGGCAGACGGUCCCGAGAUCGUGUCAGCGCCAGCGCCAGCGCCAGCGCCAGCACCAGCACCAGCACCAGAACCAGAGCCAGUCCCAGUACCGGCGGACACAGCGACCGUAGCCGCACCAGCUCUUGUUCCUCCACCCACGGAGUCAGCCAUCCCAACGAUCCCUCCACCGGACCCGAUACCAGACGACAGCAUUCCCCCUCCGCCCGCUUCCGAUCCACCAGCAGCAGCAACGAUAGCUACCAUCUUGACCUCAGUACCGGCCGCAGCAGCGACAGACGCGCCGGGAAACACCGACACACUCCCCCUCUCCCCUGAAACUGACUUGACCGCAACGCUAACGGAUGCCGCAGGACAAACCGAUACCGUAGGCGAUGUCAUCACCGCGACAUCACCGGCCGAAUUCUAUACCGCAAGCAUGCCACCAACAGUACCCGACGCAGACGUGGCGCCCUUUCCCAACGCCUCAAGCCCGGCUCCUGCAGCCCAGGAGUCCGAUCCAGCAGCGCCGAACGGCCAGCCUGACGUCCCUGCCUCAUCCGACGAUGGCAACUCGACGAUCCCCCCACCAGCAGAUGCGCAACCAGCGCCGACGAUCCCAGAGCCAGCACCGGGGCCUGGGCCUGGCACGGAUGUCACAGUUGGGCCCGGCAACACGCUGAACGGGACCGUGCCAGGAAAUGUCCCGCCCACCUCACCGCCGCAAUCAACGCCCGGCUUGAAUGUCGAGCUAGUAAACAAUUUUGGAUCUGACGGAAUCAACAUCUACAUCACGGCCAAAGACGAAGAAGGACACGUGAUGCUGCUGACGCCGGCGCAAAGCUGGUUGUAUCCGACCUCGGGAUCCUCCACCAUCCCGGAACCCAUCACCGACGACAUCACCAUCCCGCUGGGCUCGCCCGGCAGCACCACGACCCUCAACCUCCCUGGCUAUUUCAACUCGGGCCGAAUCUACUUCGCAGCCGGCACCCUCCGCUUCUACACGCUCCUGAACCCCGAAGGCGUGACGCUCGUGGCCCCGGACCCCCAGAACCCGAGCGACUCGUCCUCGUCGAUCCUCUGGUCCUUCGUCGAGAUGACCUACUCCAGCGUGGCGGGGCUCUUCGCCAAUCUGUCCUUUGUCGACUUCGUCGGCCUCGCCGCGGGCAUGUCCCUGACCACCACUUCAGGCCAGACACAGACCGUCGCGGGCACCAGCCCGGGGAGCAUGGGGAAUGUGUGUAGCGCGCUGGAGGCGCGCGCCGGGACGGACGGGGUGCCGUGGGAUCAGCUGUGCGUGUAUCGCGGCGAUGAGGUGUUGCGGGUGGAUGCGCCGGGGAAGUAUAUUGCGGCGGUGGAUGGGGGCGCGUUCCGGAGUUACUGGGAUGCGUAUGUGACGAGCGUGUGGGAGAAGUAUGCGAGUGAGACGCUGUACAUUGACACGCAGACGGAUCUGGGUGUGGUGGAGUGCUCCCUCUCCUGCGCCGGCGCCUCCCGCCCCCUCCCGCCUCCCCUCUCCAGCACGAACCCCGACUCGGCCCUCGACAUCUUCUCGUGCGCCGGCAUCUUCAGCACGACCUCUUCCGACAACGCCGUCGACCUAGCCGUGCUCCCGCGCGUCUGCGCCGCUUUGAAUCGCAGCACUUUCUUGCUCGCCAGGGGAAACACGCAGCCGUCGGCUGAGGUGACGACGGCGGAUUAUUACUACGGUGGUGGUGGUGGUGGUAAUGGCACAGUGGGGCAGGGGGCGACGAAUUGGUACAGCGCGGCGGUGCAUGCGGCGCAGAGUGAUGGGAGGGGGUAUGCGUUUGCGUACGAUGAUGUGGCGCCGUUUGGAGGGGUGGAUGCGAGCGGGACGGUGGCGGUUGGGGGUGGUGGGGUGGAGAGUUGGAAAGUAUUCGUGGGGGGGAUGGCGUCCUGA